Saprolegnia parasitica CBS 223.65 is the source of this 1822-nucleotide messenger RNA. RefSeq lists its product as hypothetical. Lineage: Eukaryota; Oomycota; Saprolegniomycetes; Saprolegniales; Saprolegniaceae. The coding region runs from base 7 to 1806 and encodes 599 amino acids. The transcript has 7 exons. The record is from RefSeq and is a predicted model, not a curated record.
GGCGCCAUGAAGGUCACGUGGCCACGUCUUCUGAGAGGACCCACGAUGCAGCGCUUGACGCUCGCCGGCAUCUGCGCCUACAUGCUCGCGGCCACGACCUUCUUCUUGCUUCACCGCCAGUACACAGCGACCACCCGUCACAGCCAUGCAUCGAGCCAUACGCCACUGCGGCACGCCGACUGCAGCUACCAGACGCCGGCGUUUGCCGAGCAGUACGAAGCCAUCUAUGCGAGCGCGCCGUCGCCGCCCAUGUCGCUCCAAGCCCUCCGACGCCACUCGGACGCGCAGACGCACCGAUCGUGGUCUAACUGUCUGCCCAUGCGCACGGUGGUCUGCGGCGUCAACGCGGGCUCGCAAGACUCGCUCUUCACCCAGUCGCCGCCGUGCCGGUCCGCCGUCUUGCACCAUCUCGUCGUCGCGACCGCCGCCGCCAUCGAAGACCAAGGCCAUGCAGCCAUGCCGAUUGGCACAGGGCUGCAGCACCUCUGGGAACACGGCGCGCUGCCACCCAACGCCACCAGCAUUGAUAUGCUCACGGACGCCUCGAGUGAUCUCGCCGCGUGGUUUUGGGCCCGCGGAUUUGCCCACUUUGUUGAUGAGAAGAGCGGCCAUGCGAUCACGUGCAUGGCCCCCCACCACACGCUCGCGACUCUUCUCUACGCGGAAGAUGCAGCAAAAGCGGUGCCGCCACCGCACUUGCGCUGGUCGACGCUGCAUACGGUCAAGGACCAGCUGCUCGUUGGAUCGCAGACGGAGCAUGCGUAUCGACGCGCGCAGCUGUCGCCGUUGACGUGCUUGCCGCUGUACGGUGCGUCGAUCACGGCACCGGCGCACCCCGCAACCUUCUUUACGGCGGCGCAAGGCAUGCGACACCACGACGAUGUCGACGUCAAGGGGCCUCGGCCUCACUGCGAAGCGCUCUGUGACGAUGAUGUGCUGUACAGCCUUCGCGAUGACAAGGCCAAUGUGCCCCACUGUCCUCUGCGCGACGACGCAGAGUACAACACGCGAUUGGCCAAGUACUUGGACCGUCCGUUGCCGCUGCAGCUCGAUGAAGUACACCUGCCGUACAUUGCGCCGUUUAGCAACAUAACCAAGCUUCGCGAAGGAAAAGCGUGGGAGUAUUGUCUUCCGAUGAAGCCGCAGCAGUGUGGCGCGCGGCGCGGGCUCAAGACGACGCUCUUUGAGACGCCGCAAAGCAAGCCGUGCCGGUCGGCCGUGCUGCAGCUGCUGCUGGAAAACAUGCUCGAGGUCGUCGAGGAGCUCAGUCUUCCGUCGUUUGUCUAUUAUGGCACCCUACUUGGCGCGUGGCGUGACCAAGCCAUCAUCCCGCACACGCCUGAUAUUGAUAUCGUCCUGCCGUCCAACACGGACUGGGCCAAAGUCCAGGAUGUCAUGUGGGCGCGCGGCUUUUACGUGUUUAAACGUGAUAUCCACGGCGCCUGCGUCGCGUCGCACCACCCGCUCGCAUCGCUUUUGUACGCGCCCAAGCAUACGCUGGUGACGACGACCAAGUCGGAGCACGGAACACCGUACUUGGACUUGUACAUGUGGCGGCGCGUCAAGGACCGCAAGAUCCACGUCGAGACGGCCCAAGCCGACCUGCCCGUGCCCUACAUGUUUCCGCUCACGUGCCACGAGACGAUCUUUGGCAACCACGUGCCCGGAAUUCAGUUUCCCGAAGCCAUGUUUCGGAGUGAGUAUGGAUCGACAUACGCAUCGGACCCGAGACUGCACUUGGCGUCGUGCGAGGCGUACUGCGACUACCAAUUACUGGACAAUGCGACCGUAACCAGCGGCAAGUAGAUGUUCGCAACGUGGC